AUGACAGAGAGCAAAUAUCUCAACAUCUCAAAGUUUCUGAUGAAAUGGAUGGUUAAUCCUUUCUUCCACUCCAUCCUUGAUACAUCAGGGCAGCAUCUUGUCUUGCUGGAGAGCAAAGAUCACUCACCACCCACAUCAACCGAGCACCUGGAGAAGCGGGGCUCUCUGAAAUAUCAGUUUUCCAAUGAACUGCAGCAGCUACCAGUACAGCUUCUCAAGCCUUCAACUAAUGAUACCAGUAAGAUUGUUGAAGUACUGGAAAACUUGGCCCAGAUUAACCGAGAGAGAGCUCAUCCUGACGCCCCGCAGAAGUUCCUGCAGCUCAUUCAGCUCCUACGUUCCGCAAGCUUGGGAAGCCUUCAAAGUAUUUGGGGCAAGAGCACAUCUAAACCCCACCGGAGGCGCUGGAUUUUGGAUACCUUACCGACUGUAGCGACCCCGGACGCAAUUCAGUUUAUCCAAACAAGGAUUGAGCAGGGAGAACUCUCGCAGUUUGAAGCAACCCAAGCUCUGAUAUUUGUGCUGCACUCCAUCAAAGCCGACUGCCAUGGUGUAGAUAAUGCUACGAUGCUUCUGUCCAGCCCUUACAUGCAGAGGAGCCCGACCUUUCGAAAGGUCACAUUGCUUGCCUAUGGAUCCCUGGUCCAGAAAUACUGUGCGACCCUCCGGGUUUGUCCGGACGAAGCUCUCCGGCCUCUCCAUGAACUUGUGGUUGAAGCCGGCAGCAAAGGGCAUGAAGAGGAAAUCAUCCUGGGCCUCAAAGCCAUUGGCAACGCGGGACAGCCGGCCAGUCUGAAGCGGAUCCAGAAACUCCUGCCCGGAUUCGGGAAUGUCGCCAGCAGCGUCUCGAGCAGAAUCCAUGCGGAGGCCGUGAUGGCGCUCCGCAACAUCGCUAAGAAGGAGCCGCGCAAGGUGAGAGAGGACGGUGAAUGUUCUCCUGAGUGGGGUGUGUCUUAA
Messenger RNA from Chiloscyllium plagiosum (whitespotted bambooshark), 957 nucleotides. NCBI's taxonomy places the organism in Eukaryota, Metazoa, Chordata, Chondrichthyes, Orectolobiformes, Hemiscylliidae. The record is from RefSeq and is a predicted model, not a curated record.